Serendipita indica DSM 11827 is the source of this 321-nucleotide messenger RNA. The record is from the annotation of a GenBank genome assembly. Lineage: Eukaryota; Fungi; Basidiomycota; Agaricomycetes; Sebacinales; Serendipitaceae.
AUGAUCACCGAAAUCACCUCUGCAGACCAGUUCCGUCAAGUCAUCACCCAAGACGCCAUCUCCAUCGUCGACUACCACGCUCCCUGGUGUGGUCCUAGCAAGGCCAUCCUGCCAAUGUUCGCCCAGCUGUCCGAACUCUACAACCGCAUCAACUUUUACAAAGUCGACGUCGACGAACAUGCUCAGCUUACACAGGAAGCUGGUGCUCGUGUCUACCCAACAUUUAUCAUCUACCGUGGAGGCGCAAAGGUGCAAACCAUAUCUGGCGCCAACCCCGAGGGACUCACGACGCUCAUCAAGUCUGCUGUUCGCCAGGCAUAA